AUGGCUGAUACUAAUUCUGACGAGACAAUUCUCAUUAAGCGAUCAAAUCUGUUGGAGGAUUCCCCGGCUACCCGAGUCUAUAGGAGUGCUUCUGAAGCAUUUAAAACAGAUAAGACAAUUCUGAAGAAAUCAGACAAGUUUAAUAAUACAUAUAAAGAUAUGGUUGAUGAAAUAUCAGAGAAUACAGUUGAUUCUAGUGACCAGGUGUCAGAAGUUAGUGAAGAAAUCCUGAUGAGAUUAGAGAUUGCAAAACUUCAGCAAGAAGUUGAAAUGAUGAGAGCUAGUAGAAAGACAUUUAUUAUCAAUACUAGCAAUAAUAAAAUAAAUGAAGAUCUUGCAAACUAUCUACAGAGAAAUAAUAGAACUACUAUCAUAAUGAAGAUCUUGACUGAAUUUAGAGAUUAA
Messenger RNA from Paracoccidioides lutzii Pb01, 405 nucleotides. RefSeq lists its product as hypothetical. Bases 1 to 405 code for a protein of 134 amino acids. The record is from RefSeq and is a predicted model, not a curated record. The transcript is spliced from 2 exons.